AUGGUUCAUCGAGGAAGGACUUUGAAGUCAGACACUGAUGUAACAUCUCUUAAUGCGUCAACAGUAUCACACCAGUCAAAGCCAUUUAGACAGUUUUCGACUAGGUCGAGAGCAAAGAGUAACGCAAGCUUCAAAGGUUUGCGUAGAGUUUUAACACAUGAUGGCACCCUGGAUAAUGAUUAUUUUAAUAAGCACAACGUUUCUCAGAAAUGCAAGAGUUCUGAUGCACUUUUCAGAAAGCGAACGAUUAGUGGGUUGAAUAUGACAGCUUUAACAAGAGUAAAGUCCAAUCAAGGAAAAAGAUCAGCAUCCUUUCAUAGUCCGGUGCAUAAUACGCUGCUCAGUCCAAAGAACAGCAGUCAUUCUAAUACUGGAACUGCUGGUUUCGGCCUGAAACCACGAAGAAGUAAAAGUACCCAAUCUGUUCUGAGUCUUCGAGAUGCGCAAGAAUCUAAAAAGAGUGAAUCUACUACUGACGAGGAGGUGGAAUGUUUUUCGGAAGACAACAUUGAAGAUGGAAAGGUGAAUAAUGAUAAAGUAAUAGCCGAGCAUGUUAUGCCUGAAGAAAAAAAGAAUGUGCAGCAAUUAAAUCAGAAUGAAUUACAAUCCCCGGAUUCAAUAGAUGAACAAGAAGAAGAUAAAUCAGGUACUGAUGGAAAGGAAAAUCAUAGAGCUGUAUCCUUACCAUUACCUCAUUUAUCUUCCAAUAACUAUUUCGGAGAAUCAAGCCAUUCUAUAGAACAUCAGAAAGAUGGAGAAACAUCUCCAAGCUCAAUUGAAACAAAACUGAAUGCAACAAGUGUAAUCAAUGAAGAGGGGCAAUCAAAGGUGACGAAGGAAGCUGAUAUUGAUGACUUGUCCAGCCAUUCUCAAAAUUUGAGGGCCUCAUUGGUUAAAGCGGGCGAUAAUAUAUCAGAAGCACCAUAUGAUAAAGAAAAAAAAAUUCUUGAUGUUGGUAAUACCUUAGCUGCACAUAAAAGUAAUCAAAAACCAAGUCAUUCAGAUGAACAGUUUGAUCAGGAAGAUCACAUUGAUGCCCCUAGGAGUAAUUCAUCAAGAAAAAGCGACUCGAGCUUUAUGUCUCUUAGGAGACAAAGUUCUAAACAACACAAAUUAUUAAACGAAGAAGAAGAUCUAAUCAAGCCUGAUGAUAUUUCUUCCGCUGGUACCAAGGAUAUUGAAGGGCAUAGCUUACUGGAAAAUUAUGCGCCUAAUAUGAUUCUCUCCCAGUCGACUGGAGUUGAACGUAGAUUUGAAAAUUCAUCAUCCAUCCAAAAUUCGCUUGGGAAUGAAAUUCAUGACUCGGGUGAGCAUAUGGCUUCAGGUGAUACUUUUAAUGAACUGGAUGAUGGCAAAUUGCGCAAGAGCAAGAAAAAUGGUGGAAGAUCUCAACUUGGCCAAAAUAUACCGAACUCUCAGUCUACUUUCCCCACCAUUGCUAACAUCGGUAGUAAAGAUAAUAAUGUACCACAGCACAACUUUUCGACCUCCAUAUCGAGUUUAACCAAUAAUUUGAGGAGAGCUGCUCCUGAAAGCUUCCAUGGUUCAAGAAUGAAUAAUAUUUUUCACAAGAAAGGUAAUCAGAAUCUACUUCUGAGAUCCAACGAUCUCAACAAAAAUUCUGCAGCCCCGGCCUCUCCAUUGUCCAACGAACAUAUUACAUCUAGUACGAACUCCGGUAGCGAUGCAAACAGACAAUCCAACUCAGGUGCCAAAUUUAAUAGCUUCGCCCAGUUCCUUAAAUCAGAUGGGAUUGAUGCAGAAUCAAGAACACAAAGAAAAUUAUGGUUGCAGAGGGAGAAUUCUAUUAUGGACUUAAGUUCACAAAAUGACGGUAGUGACUCUAUCUUUAUGGCAGGAAACAUUGAUGCGAAAAGGGAGUUUGAGAGAAUAUCCCAUGAAUACUCUAAUGUAAAAAGAUUUUACAACCCAUUAGAUGAAGCAUUGUUGAGAGUACAACCUAUAAUAACGGGAAAUGCAAAUAAUAUCAGGAAAAAAAGCCAUAACGAUGCUCAGUCAAUCGCACAUUCUAGCAGUGAUACAGAUCAUAAGGAUGAGGACGAUUUGCUCUUUACUAACUAUGACAAAAAAUUUGAUGAUCUUUAUCCACAUCUUGCAAGUGCAAAGAUUCAGGCAGUGUUGUCCGGUAUAUGGAAAAGCGAAAGUUACUUAUUUAACAAGGAUGUUAAUCCAAUCAACAAGAAUAGGACAACGAGUACAAACCACAGCGUUGGCCACACUGCUUCACAGAAUGCACGUAACUUGCUGAGGGGCCCGAUGGGUUCCAGCACGACUUUGCACCACCAACGCGUCAUUAACUCUCUGCAGCCGACUACGAGGGCAGUGAAUCGCAGGAUGGAAAAUGUGGGCUACAUGCAUACACAGCCACAACAAAGGUGA
Saccharomyces cerevisiae S288C is the source of this 2400-nucleotide messenger RNA. It is a transcript of the gene TCO89, whose product is annotated as Tco89p. Gene Ontology annotation, biological process: TOR signaling. NCBI's taxonomy places the organism in Eukaryota, Fungi, Ascomycota, Saccharomycetes, Saccharomycetales, Saccharomycetaceae. Bases 1 to 2400 code for a protein of 799 amino acids. The transcript has a single exon. The record is from RefSeq and is marked reviewed. Gene Ontology annotation, cellular component: TORC1 complex; vacuolar membrane; plasma membrane.